GCGGUCUGGUGUAGGCUGCAGUCUGUGCGUGCAUGUAUGUGUGUGUGUGCGUUAAAGUGUGUGUGUGUGUUUUCAUCUGAACGAGGUAGAAGGAGAGGAAGGGGCUCCUGCGCUUCCCUUCCCCAAUAGAGAGAGAGAGAGAGAGAGAGAAAGAGAGAGAGAAAAGUUUGGUCUUGUUCUCCCCUUCACUCUUUUUUUUAGGCAUGAACGCGGAGACCUGCGUUUCAUACAGCGAUAUGACAUCCAUGGAUUCAUAUUAUAGCCCCUCUGCUGCGCAAGGUAGGGAUCACCAGACGGACCACUUUAGGACAUUCCCAGCUACUGACACCAAAUACAGCCCCACUGCCUUCCUGCCCAACAAAGGUCAGGCUUACGGAGAAAAGUCCCGGAGCCCCUUCCAGCAGGAGUGCCAGUCAUUGGAUGCCGCCGCAGCUGGGCAAGGCACUUUCAGCAAAUACCACCUCUUCAUGCAGAGGUCUUCUUGCAAAACACCCCCCGAGGAGGACAAACUGCACCAGGAGAGGGGACACAACGGAGCGCUCAUCCCGUGCUAUGGUAAAGACAGUUCAGGUCUGACUGACUCUGAUUUGGGCCCCGACUCUGACCCACCUGGGAUGGACGGCAGAUACCUGGCUGUGAAGGAUCAGGGCGUCAAGGCGGCCUCCGAUCGGCCGCCGGGCAGUGACUUAGCGAGCCCCAUGGACAAGGCUGACGGUGGCGAGAGCAACAAAGGCAAGAAGAGACGCAACCGCACCACCUUCACGAGCUACCAGCUGGAGGAGCUGGAGAAGGUGUUCCAGAAAACACACUAUCCUGAUGUUUACGCUCGAGAGCAGCUGGCGCUGAGGACCGACCUGACUGAAGCCCGAGUGCAGGUGUGGUUCCAGAACCGAAGAGCCAAGUGGAGGAAGAGGGAGCGCUUCGGUCAGAUGCAGCAGGUCCGGACACACUUCUCAACGGCCUACGACCUGCCGAUCCUCACGCGUCCUGAGAGCUACGCACAGAUUCAGAACCCUUCCUGGAUCGGCGGCAGCAGUGCGGCGUCUCCCGUGCCGGGCUGCGUGGUGCCCUGCGACACCGUGACUCCCUGCAUGACGCCUCACCCCCACUCUGCCAGCGGGGUGUCCGAUUUUCUGGGCGUACCGAGUCCCGGAGGCCACAUGGGACAAGCCCACAUGGGCAGCCUGUUCGGAGGAUCCCCCGGCAUGGCCACAGGCAUCAACACGUACGAUCUCAACAUGGACCCGGACCGCAAGUCCUCCAGCAUCGCCGCUCUGCGCAUGAAAGCCAAAGAGCACAGUGCAGCCAUAUCCUGGGCCACAUGAUGUGCUGAUCCGUGCUGGAUGGGGGGGCGGGGGGCGCCUCAAACGUCUAAACAAACCCAGUGCGGGUUGAGGAGGCACUAAAAUCAGAACUCUAAAGGCAACAGUGACUACCUUCAAAAAUGCUGCAAUAAAAAGAUUAUGUAAAGAAAAAGAAAAAAGAAAAAAAAGAUUUGGCAGAACAAGCGGCGCCGUGUUUGUCGGAGCCUCUGGUGGGAGAAAGCAGCCGGCGGAGCUCCGUGGACGCCUGGUGGGAGGCGAUGCUGUGGAGCAGGAGGUGCCGUAGUACUGAAGAAAAGUUUAAUUAUUUCAAACAAAUCCAUGCACUUAUUUGCUAAAGGACGGAGAAUUCUGUUUGUACAGUGCUUUCAGUGUCUGGUGCUGUUUUAUUCUUACCUUGUUAUUUAAAUUUAAAGUGUUGUUGUUUUUUUCUCCCUCCAGUCAUUUUAUUGGUGGGUUUUGAUUUUACAAAUAGUUCAGCAGGCGUCCUUAAAACUAAAAAAAACAAAAAAAAGAAUUCAGAUUUUGUUAUUUCACGCCACCUACGUAUUACUCGAAGCCGGAGAUUUGUCAGCGUUAGCACGUGUUUAGCUUAAGUCAUGCUGGUGUGAAGAUAAAGCCUCAGAGAAGCGUCCAGCGCGUCCGUCACAUGGAGACGCUGCUCGUUCCCAAACGGUAAAAUAAACAACUCCGGGUGUGUAUUUCAGAAGCUACAGAACUUAGAAGUGGUUCUGCCCUCUAGCAUUUACAAGCCAAACAGACGGAAAGUGGUUUGCUUUAAGAUCCACCUGCCUGGACCCGCCGAUGCCCAGAGAGAGAGAGAGCAGGAGAUGGAGGAGGAAGUGGUGUGUGGGAGUAUGAGAGGCGCCCAGCAGGCCUGCUGCUCUCAGGGCUGGAGAGCCUGGGAGCGCCAACCUCCAAACAGACGCAGCUCUGUUUUCAGGAGGAAAGGCUCCAAGUGGACAUGGCUGUGGCCCUUUGCGCUCCGAGUCUCACAGGUUUCAGAGAGAGAAGUGCCUACCAGUCAGUCAGACCGCCAGCAAUAACAGAGAAACCAGCAGAAGCCUCUUUUGAAACAGAGACGGCCGGUGGAGAUUACACGGAGUGUGUUGACACUGAAAGGAUGUCAGUGUUCAACAGCCUUCUCUGGACUUCAGCACGGCUGUGUUUGGCUGUAGAACCUCAGCGGUCCAGAAGCAGCACCGGCACACACGUCCUGGUGUUCCCUCUCUGUUUGUCAUCAUUUCAGAUGAAUGCAGAGGAACCUCCAUCAGUGUCUUUAAGGUUUUAAUGUGGCUCCAUGGACGAUUCAGGGCAGCAAGCAGAAGAAACUAUCAGCUUCAUCCUCCAUCUUCAGACACUCAAGUCCCGUAAGACCACAAGGAACAUGCUUCUGUUCUCCACAGUAACGACUUCCACGUCUCGAGGGAGUUUCAGAGGUAGCAGCAGAGAAAGAGUAAAGCUUCACUCCUGGAAAACUCCCAGAUCCACCGUGUGUGAGUGAGUUCAGCUGACCGGCAGCACCAGAGUGCAAUAUUAACCGGGUUCUGCAUUAUUCUGUAAUCACGGUUUCAGAAAGGCCACGAGUCAACAUGUAGCCCGAAAGUUUACAUGUUGGACUUUAUAUUAUAAAACAACAGCUGCCAUGUGGAAAACUCUGUCUCCUGGCAUGUAAUAAGUCUGUCCUGUGUGGUGAGCGGUACCGGCUACAGGGGCCCAAACAGUUUUCCACCAAGUCCCCCAGAAUCUAAAAACACUAAAAGGUUCCCAGUUAAAUCGGUUAAAGCCUGAAGGAAAAUACACGCAGUGAUUUUGUACCUGAUUUUCAGCGUAGAGACAAAAGCCAGGGCCCAAAAUCAUUCACGUUUUUGGCCCGAUUUUUUUGUAAAAUUACUAACAUACCGAGAUAAAGCAAGGAGAUGAAUCAUCCUCCCUGUUUCCACUCUUUCUACAGCCUCUGCUCCCCGUUCAGCUUCAUCAGGGUUUAUACAACAUCCGUUAGUGACGGAAACAGCAGAUGAGGUUUACCACUGCGGUGCCGUGAGGUUGUGCACGUUUUCCUUUGUUUGCUGAGCCGGAUUCAGGCCUAAAGCACAACACAGAGCUCCGUGGUCACAGAACCCGAUACCGUGGAGUACACCUUGAGGCAGAGCAACCAUUGCUAAUUCCUUAAACUGAACCACAUUCACUGUCCUCCUAAGAGAAGCAAGGAGCAGGCUACGAUCUGUCAGCAGAGCAGAUCACCCCCAAGUCACCCAAAUCACAUCCAGUUUUCACUCCCCGGCCCAAACGCCAGGCAUGUGCACACACAGAGGACACGUCUCGGCACCGAGAGGGUAUCCUUGCGAAUGUGAACAUGGGGCCCCCUGUGCUCCGGCCGAGGGGUUGGACGGAGGGCGAGCUGUGAGGGCGUCUGCUGUGUUCCGGUGUUCUGGGAAAAGGACAGUGCACACAGCUGCGCUCAGGGGGUAAAUGCAAAACAAACAUGCCUCACACAUGCUUCCCUCUCAGCUGUCAUGGCUCUGCUUUCAAAGAUUCAUCCCCCCAUCACACACACACAUUGCACUGUGCCUCUCCCUUCGCCUGCGUCCACCAGGCCAAAGCUGCAGCCGACGGGCCCGAAGCGCAGCCGCACGGCCGACCCAGGAAGGCUUUUUAAUUAACGCUGAGCUAUGUGGAGGCUGAGGGCUGCAGGAUUGUGUGUCAGGAUGGACGGGACCGUCUGUCCGACAUCGAGCUGCUCAGGUUCACAGACGACAAACCGACUGUUUUCAGUGUCUUCUGCACAUUUAAGGUUCAUUGUUCUCAGAUUCUGAUCUUCAGCUUUCAGAAACCAUGAAUGCGCCCCUUAAAACCCCUGGAGUCACCAGCCCCAGCAUCACCAGGACUGUUCUCACAAGACCAGCUUUACAAUUAAAAAAAAACAAACAAAAAAAAAAACUCUCGAGUGAUGAUGUCAUUGUCCACUUUUUUUCAUUUUCUAAUACUACUGAAGUCAGGCAAUCAGUAAAGGAGUAACUAGGUGUUAUAUGUGUGCUGUUGUGUGCGUGUACAGUUUUGUGCAUGCAGAAAUGAUUGAAGUGUCAGAAGACUCUUACUAAUUUGAUGCUCUGUUUAAUUUUUGAGGCAAUUUAUCACGUUUUUGAGUUUAUCGUUUUCUUAAAUUUGGUGAUGUACGUUAUAAUUGUAUUUCCAGCGAUGUGUUUGAACAUCGUUUCUCCUUUGACAUGUAAUUCUUUUAAAGUUUUUUUAAUGUUUGUGUGGCUUUAAGCUGUCUUUUGAAAUGAGAGUAUGAAUUUACUCGUGCUUGUGUUACGGUUUGUGUGAUUAAAGUUCAAUAAGUUAUUGCAA
Stegastes partitus (bicolor damselfish) is the source of this 4673-nucleotide messenger RNA. RefSeq names its product ALX homeobox 4a (gene alx4a). NCBI's taxonomy places the organism in Eukaryota, Metazoa, Chordata, Actinopteri, Pomacentridae. The transcript has 4 exons. Gene Ontology annotation, biological process: regulation of transcription by RNA polymerase II. The record is from RefSeq and is a predicted model, not a curated record. The coding region runs from base 204 to 1325 and encodes 373 amino acids. Gene Ontology annotation, molecular function: DNA-binding transcription activator activity, RNA polymerase II-specific; RNA polymerase II transcription regulatory region sequence-specific DNA binding.